This is a messenger RNA of Closterium sp. NIES-67, 3452 nucleotides long. Lineage: Eukaryota; Viridiplantae; Streptophyta; Zygnematophyceae; Desmidiales; Closteriaceae. The record is from the annotation of a GenBank genome assembly.
ACCUUUGAGAUUGAGUUAAGUUCUCCUCCUACAGCUUACCCCCUAGUGCGUCGAAAGCCAUAGCGUCGCGAAUACUUUAUCAAUCAACAUGAUUCAAAUUGGGAACGGUAGCUGAGAUUAAGAGCUACAACAUAUCCAAGUUUCGCGAUAUUCCAACGGCUAGUUUUUCGUCGACGUCGUUUCUUGUGAAGACGACUUUUCUGUCCAGAAUUUCGGAUUUAUAUUUUGAGUAAUUCUAGCUCCUAAGUUCACCUAGACUCCGUCCUUAAUCCUAACAAGUGGUAUCAGAGCUGUAUUAAGGACGUUGAGAGGAGUCUACAGAAGUGUGAAGACCCUUCUAGACCCACCAUGGCCUGUGGGUGUGCCUAAGUGGUGUUCUAAAGGUUGGAUGUGUCUUCCACUAAGGGGAAACUCUGCCGAAAUUUCGUGGACGCCGACACUUGUGAAAAUAUCGAGGGAGCUGAGUGUGGACAGCAAAGGGGAGCUGAAAUUCGUCAUUUCUCAAGGAGAAGAUGAAUGAGAGAGGAGGAGAUGCUAAUGGAAGAGGAGCUGUAGCUGAGAAGGCAAGUGAGCCGCCGCCAUCAAAAGUUGAAGCUUUGGAUGGCUCCAACUAUGAGGAAUGGAGCGGACGGAUGAGGAGUGCCUUCAAACGCUACAAGCUACUGAAGAUUGCUGUUGGGGAAGAGAAGAUGCCGGAAGAAGGCGAAGCACGUGAACGGUGGAUUGAGAAAAGCGCGGUGCUUUUCGACCUCAUCCUUCAAUCGGUCAACAAGGAGAUGUUCGAGCACAUCAAGGAUCUUGUGGAAGCGGAUGAUUCGGGUCCAAGGGCGUGGAAACUACUACGCGAUGUGAUUCAGCCCAACACUCUCCCGAUGGUGAUCGUGCUCGAGAAGGAACUUGCUGCCAUCUCCAUGCGACCACGGGACGAUGUGAAGCCAGCCCUUGACAAGAUCAAGGACACCUAUGCAAGGAUGGCAGCAGCGGGCAGCAGUGUAUCUCAGCUGCAGCAGUGCACCAAGAUCAUCUCGGUGUUGGACAACUCUUGGGACAACCUCAUCCCCACCCUCAACUCUCAGCAAGAUCAAUGGACACCUGAGUGGCUAAGGCAGCAGAUUCUGCAGGAGGACUUCCGCAGACGCCAUGUGGGAGGCGGUGCUGCCACUAAGACUGCUGAGGGGUAUGGAGCUGCAGGGCGCGGCAGAGGAAGAGGGGGUUGGAGAGGCCGAGGCCGUGGGAGGAGCUUUGGCAGAGGUAGAGGCCGAGGUGACUAUAAUGAGGGGCAUGGGAGCUCCAGUGGCAGGGGGAGUACCAGAAUGGAGGGCACCUGCUGGUACUGCAAGAAGGUCGGGCAUCCUUGGUUCAAGUGCUUCAGCAGGCCGGAGGGAUGGGCACCUCCAGGCAUGAAGCCGCCAAGUGGUGAACGCGCACAAGGUGGCGCUGUGCAAGAUGAAGGUGCACAAGGUAACGCCUAUCCUGGGAUGUAUCUCAUGGUUGAGGAUGUGCAUGGGCAUGAGGGUGAUGUGGGAUCUGUCGGAAAGGUUGUGAUGCACCCUCUCACGCACUGGGUGAUUGAUUCGGGUUGCACCAGUCACAUGACCCCACGGGCAGAUUUGCUUGAUGAGGUAAAACCCCCUGGGAAGAUCAAGUAUGUGGCAGCAGCGUCAGGUGCUUUGCUCCCCGUUAUUGGUGUUGGGAAUGCCAAGGUUAAGGGAGCUAAUGGGGAGCUUGUGGGGCUUGGGAAUGUUCUGCUGGUUAAAGGCUUGUCUGCUAACCUUCUCUCUGUCGCCCUUGUGAAGAACAGGGUGCUGGCUACAGUUGGAGAUAAGGAGUGGAUCCCAUAUAUCAAGUGGUAUGGGAGUGCUCCAGCUGUGAACAUGCUGAGGGCAUUUGGGUGCAUGGUAGUGUUUCAUGUGCCUAAGGAGAAAAGAGGGAAGUUGGAGGCUUCUGGAAGAUGGGGUGUGCACUUGGGGAUUGCAAAGGAUCACAAGGGAUGGCUGCUAUGGGACUUGACCACCCAGAAGCUGACAGUGUCAAGGGAUGUGAAGUUUCUUGAGUCCCUGUACUACAAGGAAUGGAAGCAGCAGCAACAGAAGCUUCCAUCUACACCGCUCAUUGUGGAGGCAGAUGAGGUGCAGCAGCCUUCAAGACAGGUGGAGGUUGCAGUGUCAGAGGAGGAGAUGUCUGGGGUGACUGAGGAAGGGGGAGCAGCUGAAGUAGUGGAGCAGCAACAGCAACAUGAGUCUCCACCUCGAGUUCCACACCCGCCUGAGCGACCUAGGAGGGAUGUGCGCCCUCCUGUGAGGCUGACCUAUGGGGGAAGAGGCAAGCCAAAUGUGGUGCAGGCUGGGAGUGUGGUUGAGCAGAUUGAGGAAGAUGAGAUCGCUCACUGCUACUGGGCACCAAUCCCUGAGCCCAAGACUCGAGAGGAGGCCUUGAAUGGACCAAAUGGGGAGAAGUGGAAGGCGAGUGAGGAUGAGGAGUUCGGGUCCCUAAUUGAGAACGAGACAUGGGACCUGUGUGACUUGCCUCCUGGGAAGAAGGCAAUCACUUCCAAGAUGAUCUACAGGCACAAGUAUGGACCUGAAGGGGAGCUGACCCGCUACAAGUCUAGGCUUGUGGCAAGGGGGUUUCAGCAGACAAAGGGGAAGGACUAUGAUGAGGUAUUUGCUCCUGUGGGGAAAGGAACAACACUGAGGGUGCUGUUGGCGAUAGCUGCACUCCUGGGAUGGAAGAUACGGCAGAUGGACAUUGUGACUGCCUUUCUGAAUGGGAUCAUUCUGGAGGAGGUGUACAUGAAGCAGCCAGAGGGGCUGGAUGAUGGGAGCGGCAGGGUCUGCAGGCUGAAGAAGGCAAUCUAUGGCCUUAAGCAGGCGCCUCGUGCAUGGUAUCACAAGUUGGAGGAGGCGCUGGUGGCUGGGGGUUUCAAGAAGAGUGAGUGUGACCCCAGCCUGUUCCUGCUGCAGGAGAAGGACGAAAUCCUCAUGCUCUUGGUGUAUAUGGAUGAUAUCCUUCUCUUUUCUGCAUCCACUGCUUUGCUGGACAGCGCAGAGCAGAUGCUGGAGAUGCAGUUCAAGUGCUCCAAGAUGGGUGAGGUGAAGUACUACUUGGGGAUGCAUGUGGAGAGAGAUGUGGAGAAGGGUGUGCUGAGGUUGCACCAGAGGAAGUACUGUGAGGGGCUGGCUGAGAAGUAUGGGCUGCAAGAUGGGGGAAAGCCAGCAACACCACUACCUUCAGGGUUUACUGUGGAGCCAUGUGCUGAUGAGGAGGUAGUGGGUGAGAGUGACAGGAAGCUCGUCGCGAAUACUUUAUCAAUCAACAUGAUUCAAAUUGGGAACGGUAGCUGAGAUUAAGAGCUACAACAUAUCCAAGUUUCGCGAUAUUCCAACGGCUAGUUUUUCGUCGACGUCGUUUCUUGUGAAGACGACUUUUCUGUCCAGAAUUUCGGAUUUAUA